Gamsiella multidivaricata is the source of this 437-nucleotide messenger RNA. RefSeq lists its product as uncharacterized. The coding region runs from base 1 to 309 and encodes 102 amino acids. NCBI's taxonomy places the organism in Eukaryota, Fungi, Mortierellomycota, Mortierellomycetes, Mortierellales, Mortierellaceae. The record is from RefSeq and is a predicted model, not a curated record. The transcript is spliced from 3 exons.
AUGACCAAGGUGUUUGGACGGGACCUACUUGAAACACUUUUGGAACGCGUAACCCUCUCAGUUCAUGAUAUGGACGAAGCGGCAGUACUGAAGGCAGUCAGACCAGACAAGUCCGUCUUGGAAGGGACGUUUGUGACAAAUUAUGUGGCCCCUAUUCCACAGGGGAUGAGACUUGACAAUGAUCGCGUGUCGGUGGACCUUCCCAAUACAUCGUCCAGGCUCCAGAAGCAGCUUGAGAUCAAGCAGGCGGGAGGUGUUCUUUGGAGAGGUGACUGGCCUUUCGCAGGUGGGCAACACUGGGAAGGAUAACCGGGAUUUGUUUCGCCUUAUGCGAUCUGGAAAGUCAUUUCUUGAUCUGGAUAAGAACCGUCAAACGGCAUCUCUUCUGUAGAUCAUCUUCUCCUCUAGAACGCUACUUCAUUUGAAAGUCAAAACUC